AGCGCCAAUCUGAAAGCGCGUGUUAAUGUGAGAUUUUCUAAGAUGUGACCUUGCAGUGUGAAGUCAAAAGCAAGGGAGCGCAUUCCAGUGGCACAGAAAGGAUGGCUGGAGUGACGGGGUGCAAUUUGGGCGACAACACCCCCCGCCGCACACCAUCCUUUAUUGUACACCGUAAGGAAGUGAUGCGCGAACAGCACAUGGAGCUCUGCGCUCAUAUUUCUAUAGCGUUUCGGGGGGGUCGGCUCAUUUAUAAUCCGUCCCUGUGGGAGUGGGGUGUCGCUUUUAGCUUCAGUGUAUGGGACAAGCCUGCUUGUAACCCUACCUGAAAAAUAGCCAGGAAGACUGCAUAGUGCGGCGUGGCGCAGUCCGGACAAAUAAGGGGCUUCCGAAAGGAAAAUCGAAUUAAUUUGGAUCCCCUCCCCCUUGCACUUUUCCCAUUGCCUAAAAAAAAAAAAGACAAAGUAAAAAGUUUGUCAGCAGGGCUUGAAGUUCAGUGGGAUACCCAGAGAGACCAAACGAAGCCUGUUGGACCGUUUGCUGCUGAAGAUCCUUCGGUGGUUCAUCUAUUGGGAACACUGGCGUCAAGGCUCGAUUAAGGAAAAAAGAAGGCAGAGACAAGACAUUUACAUCUACCUAACGGAACAAGACGGGGGGCCAGAUACAGGGGUCGGCACCGACUGCUCAGACUGUUUUGAAGACUUCAGGUUCAUAUGCUGGACUGUGACUUGUGUGCCAUGAUGCCCUGAUGUCUUAUCCUAUGAAUAAAGUGGAUUAUGCUUCAUUUAAAGACUUUUGUGAUGCAGGAAAGCUUAAAUGAAACUGUGAAGUAAAUCAACCAUAUGUGCACCCCAUCGUGAAGACACACGAGAGGCUGUGAAACUGCAGGAACUCUCUCCAUCCGGCACAAAAACAUCCAUCCCCUUUCGCAGAGAGAUGCUCAACAUCCUGGGUAUCCUCGUGGGGGUGGCAGUCUCUGCAAGUCUUGGUGUCAAAGGUCAUCUACCAAAAACAGGAAGCAGGGUGUGCUCAAAACACAUAUACAAGUUCCCAGUUGUCUACAACGAGAGCUUCCUUCAGCCACUUCAUACGCCGUAUCUGACCACUUGUCCUGGACACCGCAUCUGCAGCUCUUACAGGACCACCUACAGGGUGUCAUUUCGCCAGGUUAAAAAGGAAGUGUCUCAGGUGAGCACCAUGUGCUGUCCAGGUUGGAGAAAACGCUUCUCUCACUCCUACUCCUGUGAUCAAGCAGCAGUGUGUCAAAGCGCCUGCCAGAACAGAGGAAUCUGUUUGGUGCCAAAUGUGUGCACCUGCCCCCCAGGGUGGACGGGCAGCCAGUGUCAAACUGACAUAAAUGAAUGCCAGGUGCAGUCCCGACAGUGCGGACAUGACUGCGUAAACACACCUGGGAGCUUCUUGUGCACAUGUCGAAAAGGCUACAUCCUAAAAGACGAUGGGAGGUCUUGUGAGCAAAACGAGCCAGGAGAUACUUUGUCCAAAAGCCUGUCAGAAGAAGUGUCACAACUGAAAGACAAGGUGACCAGCCUGGAACAGCGACUAGAGAGAGCCGUCAGUGCAUUCUCUAGGUUUGUGCCAUUUGACGUGGAGCAAGUUAGAGAUUCAGAGAUUGCAGAGAUGUGGAGCCGACUGGGACAGCUGGACCGCAUCGACUCUUUGAGUGAACAGAUCCUCAUGCUGGAAGAGAGGCUACCCAAUUGUUCAUGUAACGAAAGCCAGUAGCUCAGAGGACCAAUGACAAAUGGGCACAACAUCUUCUAUUUUGCUACGCCAGUUUGUUAUUCUUCAUUAACUUUUUAAAUGGAUUUGUUUUGCAUAAAUUUAAAUCUAGAAAGCCAUAGUGCAGAGUAUAUUACUGGAGGGCUUAUUCAUGGUAUAUUUUCAUUUCCCUGUUGUAAAUUGUGGUUCUGGGAUUCAUUCAUAAUGGUUCUAAUGGUAGCUACACAGACAAGACUCAUAUCAGCUUCAUCAAUUUUAUCAAACUAAAUUAAUGCGGUAGCGCCCUUGUUCCCUUAUUUCCAUCUUAAUAUAUCCAAACGGGAUAGCAAACUAAUUAAAAAAGGUGCUGAUGCAUCUUGCAGUGCAGAUACACUGUUGUUAUGCAUCAGCAACUUCUUUUCAAUAGCAGGCUAUAUUUUAUGAAAAUUCUUCAUGGAAUUACAAUGUGAACCGCUAACUCACUCGACUGAAGAAGUCUCCGCCGUUCCUUUCAUCCACAAAAUAAACAUCCGGGGCGAAGACAGACCUUUUGUUAUGAUUUAUUAUCAUGGCUGAAAUAAAAACUCCAAGAUGUCAUUACCCUCCAGAUAAAGAGUUUGCAGCCAUUGCUUAAGCCAUGAAUCCAAACCAUGUCAUUCACUCCUGUUAACUUUGAACAUACAAAAAAGAAGAGAAAAAGCACAUAUUUAUGAAUAUGCUCUUUGAAACCCAUAGCAGG
This is a messenger RNA of Polypterus senegalus (gray bichir), 2455 nucleotides long. Its product is annotated as epidermal growth factor-like protein 8. Gene Ontology annotation, molecular function: signaling receptor binding; calcium ion binding. Bases 934 to 1740 code for a protein of 268 amino acids. The record is from RefSeq and is a predicted model, not a curated record. Lineage: Eukaryota; Metazoa; Chordata; Cladistia; Polypteriformes; Polypteridae. Gene Ontology annotation, cellular component: extracellular region; cell surface. Gene Ontology annotation, biological process: anatomical structure development. The transcript has 10 exons.